This is a messenger RNA of Laetiporus sulphureus 93-53, 398 nucleotides long. RefSeq lists its product as uncharacterized. The annotation marks the transcript as partial. The record is from RefSeq and is a predicted model, not a curated record. Lineage: Eukaryota; Fungi; Basidiomycota; Agaricomycetes; Polyporales; Laetiporaceae. The transcript is spliced from 3 exons.
CGUGGAGACAUGGCCCUUUCAAGAGUACAGGGGUGUAGCACAGGCUACAGGGGCACGUCGAAUGCUGCAGCUCAUUCGCAAAGCCUGCUACUUUCGACAUUCCCUCGUCAUCCUCCCCUUCUCCUCCAACACCUCGAUAACAUCCCUGCACCCUGCGACCCUUAUCCGCCAUCGAAUCCCUCCAUCGCUGACGAUCCGCUCGCCCGACUCUCCCAUUACUAUCCCUUUCCAUCCAACUCGCCCUCACCCGUACUAUCCGGCGCACCCGCUCUCCUCGUUGCAAUCGGAAGAUCACGCCUCACGAAUGACCCGACCGUCUCAUCGACGGUACUUGACUGACCUCUCCGCGCUGAGUGCGUCAAUGCCGAAUCAUCGAACGCGCCGCCUCGUACCGAAAC